UUGGAAGUUUUGUGUAGUGAAUAAGGCGAAUGGAAUGUAAUAAUGAAAAAUAAUUUGUAUUAUUUUGUUGAACACAUACCCAAAACAGAAUCAACCCGUUUUCUUCUCCACCAACAUCGUUUUCUUUCUGGAAAAAGGAUUGCUGUAGUUGAUAUUGUUUGGACAAAUGGAGGAGACCAUGGCUGCACGCUAUUGGUGUCAUUUGUGCGCUCAGAUGGUGAAUCCCAUCAUGGAAGUUGAGAUCAAAUGUCCAUUUUGUCAGAGUGGAUUUGUAGAAGAGAUGAGUAGCAGCACUAGGGAGGCCGAGGCCGAGGCGGAUUCUGAUUUGAGUUCUGACCGCGCCCUCUCCCUUUGGGCACCCAUCUUGUUAGGAAUGAUGGGAAAUCCCCGUCGAAGGAGAAGAUUGAGAAGAAGCGAGUUUGAAGAAGAUGAUGAGGAUAAUAAUGAUGAACGCCGUGUAGGAGAGAUUGAUAUAGACCGCGAACUUGAGUCAUUCAUGAGGAGAAGGAGAAGAAACUCUGCUACAAUUUUGCAAUUGCUUCAAGGAAUUCGAGCAGGCAUGGUAUCUGAGUCGGAGAAUCACGAAGGAGACGGGGAAAGAGAACGUGUCAUUCUGAUCAAUCCUUUGAAUCGCACAAUCAUCGUUCAGGGAGGCCAGAAUCAGAACCAGACUCCUAUUGGGUCAUUAGGUGAUUAUUUUAUGGGACCUGGUUUGGAUUUGUUAUUGCAGCAUUUGGCAGAGAAUGAUCCAAAUAGAUACGGAACUCCGCCAGCGCAUAAGGAAGCCAUCGAGUCACUGCCCAAUGCGACAAUUAAAGAAUGUACGCAAUGUGCGGUUUGUUUGGAUGAUUUUGAUAUUGGGACUAGAGCAAAGGAGAUGCCCUGUAAGCAUAGGUUUCAUGAUUCAUGCAUAUUGCCAUGGCUGGAACUUCACAGUUCUUGCCCAGUUUGCAGGUUUCAGUUACCGGCUGAGGAAUCCAAGUCGGAUUCUGAGAGCUCUCGGAACGACAGUAAUCCGCCUGUUGCCGAAAGCAACAAUGGUGAUACCAAUGGCAAUAACAAUGGUGAUACCAGUGACAAUAACAAUGGCAAUAACAAUGGUGAUACCAAUGGGAAUAACAAUGGAAAUGGAAGAAGGUUUUCGUUCCUAUGGCCUUUCAAUAGUUUGUUUUCGUCGUCCUCCUCGUCGUCAUCAUCAUCAUCAGGUGGAACUUCUUCGCAAACUGAUGAGAAUUGAGUAUUACUGCACAUGUUGUGUUAUGUACAUAGUGAAAGGAUCAAAUUUGUUGUGUUUUGUGUUUCAUAUGCUAUUUUUUUCUUUUCAUUUGAUUAAUUGCUAUAUUGAUUACUAUAA
This is a messenger RNA of Mercurialis annua (annual mercury), 1354 nucleotides long. RefSeq names its product E3 ubiquitin-protein ligase SIRP1-like. Bases 167 to 1237 code for a protein of 356 amino acids. Gene Ontology annotation, molecular function: ubiquitin protein ligase activity. Gene Ontology annotation, biological process: protein ubiquitination. The record is from RefSeq and is a predicted model, not a curated record. Gene Ontology annotation, cellular component: cytoplasm. The transcript has 2 exons. Lineage: Eukaryota; Viridiplantae; Streptophyta; Magnoliopsida; Malpighiales; Euphorbiaceae.